AUGUCAACUGAUGAACUAACAGACGUAUUCAAAGAACUUGACACAGAUGGCGACGGACGAAUUAGUGUAGACGAAUUUGCCCGCGGAUUUAAAGAGAUUAAUGGAAACUUAUUACAGAUUUCUCGCGAUCGCAGGAGAAAAAGCCUUGCAGAACUUAUGGAAGAAGAGGAUUUAGAUAGAGAUUCAUCAUACACAGAUUUUGUUGGUUCACUUGAAGAAGGUUUCCAGUGUUUAUCGUGUCAGGAUAAAGUCUGUGAACUUUAUGAGUUUCUACAUGGAACGGGAAAUACAGACGUUGUAAGUAAAUUAGAAGCUGUUAUCAUCAACGUCAUUAAUGACAUCCGGGCCUAUAAACGAGAUGGAGAAAGACUUGAAGCACUAUUCCAAAGGGAGAAGGACCACUACGAUCGACUGUCCCGGCAACUUGAAGAAGAACUUGAAUGUCAGAUGCAAAAAACAGAAGAACGAGUUCGGCAAGAGGAACAACAGAAAAGUGAAAUGGAGAAAAUAGAAUUGAGGAAAAAUUUAGAAAAUGAAAUGUUGCAGCUACGAGAAAAUUUUAAACAUUUAGAACAAGAAAACAUUACAAAGCGGGAACGGAAUUAUGAGGAUCAAAUGACAUCAUUGCGACUUAGGGUGGAUGAAUUGUUACAAGAGAACCGACAGCUAAAAAGCGAUGUGACUGAUUCACAGACUAACUUAGCACUGCUUCGCAGUGAGUUAGCCACACUUCGCCAGGAAUACGAAGACAAAUGCCAUGAAUUGAAAAUGGAGAAAGAUACUAUGAUGGAUUUUAUUAAAGAACAGGACAAUUUAACCCGGCAGUUACAUUUAUUACAUGACGCAAAUAAAAAAUUGCACGACACAAAUGAUGAUUUAAGGGAAGCUUUGGAUACCAAUCGUCAGUCAUCCGCUCAUAAAAGAUCCUAUUCAUCUGGAUCUCCAGUAUUUCCUAUUUCCAUCAAUGGGAAGAAGAAUACAGAAAACCGACCUGAAAGUCCACUUGUUGGGCAACCAUCCCGAGCUGCUACUUCGCUUGCCGAGGAAGUCGUCAUAGCGGAAGCACUAGCAAGAAGACCAAAUCUGUUCCACAGAGUGCGUAAAGGCAGUUAUGAAGAGGAUAGCAUUACUGAAGACAUUGAUAGUGGCCAUUCAACAAUCCGUGAUGCAUGUGAUGUGGAUACAGAGUCUGAGUGUGCAAGUCCCAAUUGCGAUUUGAGAAAGGGACGUCGAUACAAACGAGCUCGACCGACAUAUGAAGAACAAGAAUCCCACGAUGAAAUGGAUACAGAAACUGAAAUUCAGACGGACGACCAAGACACAAAUUUAUUCAAAGUAGCCAGCCGGUAUUCUGGUUCAGCAGGCAGUUGUGGUUCGAAUCGCAGCUUACGCAGCCUUGGUAGAGAUACAAAUAAUGAAUUCACAAAUUCAGUUCAGCUACAGUCACCUUCGCGGACUAUUCGUAGAGGAAACAACACUCAACAAGAGGUACUGAAUACAAAGACUAUGAAGGAUCCAGAACGAAUGUACAAAGUUGUAUUGGCUGGAGACGCCGCAGUCGGCAAAUCGAGUUUCAUAAUGAGGUUGUGCAAAGGAAAAUUUGUUAAUAAUCUAAGUUCAACAUUAGGUGUUGAUUUUCAGACAAAGAUCGUAAACGUUGAUGGUCAUACAAUUGCUUUGCAACUUUGGGAUACAGCCGGCCAAGAAAGAUUUCGUAGCAUUGCCAAAUCCUACUUCAGGCGAGCUGAUGGCGUAUUGCUAUUAUACGACUGUACUUAUGAAAGAUCUUUUUUGAAUGUCCGAGAAUGGGUCGAAGCGGUAGAGAAUGGAGCCCAAAAGCGUCUUCCAAUUAUGCUUUGCGCGAACAAGACUGACCUUAGAUCGGAAAUGGAGACACUAGGGCGUCGUGUAGUUAAAUUUGAAGACGGACAAAGGUUAUCUAGAACUUUCGAAGGAUUGUUCAUAGAAACAAGUGCCAAAGAUGGAAAUAACAUCAAUGAAGCAGUUCUGGAACUAACAAGGCUCUUGCGUACUAAUGAGGAUAUUGAAGUUCGUUCUGUUGGCAUGCGUCUAUAUGAAAUGAGAAAUGAUCAUGGGAAGAAGGCCAGUGGGUGUUACUCGACUGAAAUUGGUUCAGCUUGUCGGGGAUAUCCUCUUACACCUGCCGUACUCACCUGA
This is a messenger RNA of Acanthosepion pharaonis, 2178 nucleotides long. The record is from the annotation of a GenBank genome assembly. Lineage: Eukaryota; Metazoa; Mollusca; Cephalopoda; Sepiida; Sepiidae.